Messenger RNA from Carassius gibelio (silver crucian carp), 4297 nucleotides. RefSeq names its product tubulin-specific chaperone cofactor E-like protein. The record is from RefSeq and is a predicted model, not a curated record. The transcript has 9 exons. Gene Ontology annotation, biological process: poly(A)+ mRNA export from nucleus. NCBI's taxonomy places the organism in Eukaryota, Metazoa, Chordata, Actinopteri, Cypriniformes, Cyprinidae. Gene Ontology annotation, molecular function: RNA binding; protein binding. Bases 323 to 1609 code for a protein of 428 amino acids. Gene Ontology annotation, cellular component: nucleus.
CCGCCCUCUGCACUGGAGCGGAAGCACCAAAACAAACCUGCUUCGCCAGUAGGAAGUAACUACAGUAGAGCUUCGUGUUCAAAACACUGUCAACGGAUCAACAACAAAAACAAACAGCGCGAUCUGCUGAGCCUUGUCGUCGUAUUUUGGAGUCAGGGCUGUGGGACAACCCCCGGCCCUGACCCACAAGGCCGCAGGUUAAGAGAUCCAUUCCUGCCAUCGGGGGACUAGGAUCAAAACCUGACAGGAGGCCCACCAUCGAUGUGCUCCUAUUUGACCUCCAGAUCAAAACUGAAGGUGUGAGAGAGUGAGGAGAGGUGAGAUGGAGUCAGAGGAGACAGAAGGACGCACUUUAGUGCAGGUGAUCAGUGAGAAGUACAGCCCAGAAAACUUCCCAUACUGCCGUGGGCCAGGAUUUGGAGUGGUGAUCCGGUCGAGUCCCCAGGGUUCACCUGUCAAAGAUCGUCUGAAUCUGCCCAGCAUCCUGGUUCUGGAUAGUUGUGGAAUCACAGAGGCUGGAGAUGAAGAGGAGGUGGCCACUUUCUGUGCUCACGUGGUUGAGUUAGACCUCUCUCACAACCAGUUAAAAGAUUGGGGAGAGAUAAGUAAGAUCCUGUCUAACAUCCCUAACCUAGACUUUCUCAAUCUGAGUAUGAAUCCACUGAGAGGGUUGAGCCUCGAGCCUGGAGCUGCUGAAGCGUUCUCAGGCCUCCGUCGCCUUGUGCUCAAUAACACGCAUGUCACCUGGGACGUGGUGCACACACUCACAAGAGAGAUCCUAGAGCUGGAGCAAUUGUUUUUGUGUCUAAACGAGUAUGAGAGCGUGAGUGUAUCAUCUAUACCGUGCCCGUCCCUGCGCCUGCUGCAUAUCACAGAUAACCACCUGCAGGACUGGGCGGAGGUUCGUAAGUUGGGCCUUAUAUAUCCAGGCCUGGUGUCUCUUAUUCUGGCAAACAACUCCAUCUCAUCUAUCCACGAGCCCGAGGACUCUCUACAGAGACUCUUCCCCAACUUGCGCAGCAUCAACCUACACAACUCAGGUCUAUGCUGUUGGGAGGACAUUGAGAAAUUGAAUUUCUUCCCAAACCUCCAAGAGGUUAGAUUGAUGGGUAUUCCUUUACUGCAGCCCUACACUGAUCAGGAGAGACGUUAUCUUAUGGUAGCACAGUUGCCUCGUGUGACUGUAUUGAACGGCAGUGUUGUCACUGAUGGAGAAAGAGAAGAUGCAGAACGCUUUUUCAUCCGCUACCACCUGGACUGCCCCGAGGAUGAGCUACCACAGAGGUACCACACUUUGGUAGCACGCUAUGGCCGCCUAGCCCCACUUGCAGAGGUGGACUUGCGCCCUCUCUGUCAUGUCCAGGUCGAGGUGCGUUUUGGGGACCAGACAGAGCCCCUAGAGCUCAGAUUGGAUCAGACCGUGGCAGACCUAAAGAAGCACUUGAGAGCCGUGGUCCAGCUACCCCCAAAAAAGAUACGUGUGUACUAUAUCGACCGUCAGCUUGGCUACGCACUAGAGCCUCAGGAAAUGAAAUAUGGAGCACGAGCACUGCAUUCCUACAGUAUACAAGAUGGAGAUGAAAUCUUGGUGGUGCCCAAGACACAGUGACAGAAAAGAGAAAAACUGAGCACUCUUUGGAAAAAGUAGUUGAUUCCAGAAUUAUUGGAAUACCUUACCUUAACAAUCUUCCUAUACAGGCAAUGUGAAUGCUGUGAACAGUGCAAAGAUCAGCAUGCUUUAUGUAGAGGACAGAGAAAAACCGCCUGGUUUUCCAGAAUCUUCAGUCCUAUUUAAAAAUGAUCCUUAUUAACAGAUGUUGGAUCAGAAUUUAAAAAAACGCUUUUACCUUUCACUGCUCUGUGGAUGUAUGUAUACAAGAAAAAAAAUGUAAACUUAACCUUUUGUUUCUUGUUGUGUGUUUAUGACACUGAUUCUCAAGAAUUACUGCAUACAUGCCUCUUUUCUAAAGAAUAUUUGACCAAUUGUCAAAGGUGCCAUAUGGAAUAUUUGGCCCCCUAGCAACUAAGGAGUAAAAUUCCAAGUUACUUGUGAAGGAACAUUAUUCUGGUAAUUAUGUGAUAUGGGCUUCGGUUUAGCUCUUCCUCAUGGAUGAAUAUGAUAGUUUAAGGCAUAUCAGUGUAACUAUAGAUAUGGGCAGUCCUUUCGUAAGAGAAAACGUUAUCAGUAAUGUCAAAACUCACCCCCUCCUAAAAGAAAGAAGAAGUUAGAAGACAAAUAUCCAUUAAUAAUGUCUUUGAGCAGGUAAUAGUCUUCCACUGUAGUGGAAAGUGAUUGCUUAUAUGAUCCCUCAUAUGGUUUAAUUUUUGAAUGAUCCAUUGUAUUUAAAAGUUCCCCAGUAGAUAUGGCUACGAGCUAUCAGAAUCAUACAUGCACUGUAAUAGCCCAAAAAUGUUCUCCUUAUUUACAGACAUCACCGAAGAGGAAUUAUAUGAAUGUAGCGAAAAAAUGGCAAAAUGACUUGAGUACAAGAAAAAAAAAAAAUAUGUAGAUGCAGAUUGUAAAUGCUUAGAGACGGGGAGACACACUUUAGGUCUUAUCUCUGCCACUUCUUUGGUGCUUGAAUUACAACAGGGUCACGUGCAACCCUGAAGCUUUCUAAGGUUUAAACACUUUACAUUCAAAAAUGCAGCUCCCCCUAUUAUGGCCACAGACCGACUGCAAUCCCCUAGUCUCCUCUCUCACUAGUGGAAAGAGUCCUUGGAAUAAAGGUGCCAAACUCUCAUUGAUGUUUAAGACAGAUCAUGUGCUGUUGGGUUAUGAACUUGCAAUUGAUUAUUAUCAUACACACGUUACAGAAAAGGAAAACCAAAGCGGACCAAUAAUAAAGAGAAUUAAGCCAUAUUUUAUUUUUUAUUGAGUAUACAUGCUUUUUGUGGGCUUAUUAUUUUAAAAGAGCAAAUGUGCACACUGAUAAAUUUAAUUUUGACUUUGUCUUUUAUUUGUAACUUUUUUUUUUUCUUCUUCUAUUAAAUCUUGACAUAAGUUUAAAGGAGGUUGAAGAUAUUGCUGUUGUCAUUUGUUGAGCAUGAAACAUAAAGGGAAGCCAUACAAUAAUAACCUCAUUGUGCCUACUUUAAAGCUUUCAAAUGACUUGUCAGUGCAUUAGUUAAGUACCUGAUCCCUUAACAAAGAGAAUUGUUUGAUUAACUUAAACCAUGCCCUUUCUUAAUAUCAAACUAAAUGACAACUAUAAUGUGUUGCACAGAUAUGGACAAAUUUUAACAUUUAGACUUGUUUUUUUUAACCACAGUCAGCACAUACCAGUCUAUACAUUUUUUCAGCAGAAUGGCUCUAAUGUUGGAGUGACUAAUAUAGUAUAGACUCCCUCUCUAGUUCCCAAGCUGACCCUGAAACCCUAUCCCAGUGAAGGGUGUUAACAGGGAGCUCAGAAACCAUUAGAGGUUCAGAUAAGCUAAAGUUGUUGCAUAUAUAUACAUAUAUAUUAGAACUACUGCAUGGAUGUUGUCAGAUAUUUAGACAGUUUUGUUUAACCACAUAUGUUACACUGUUGAUAUGUUAUUGUCUUAUCACAGAGUCCAGUUUCUGUUUGCUGUCUCUGAAUCUGUUAUGCUUAAAAGUCCCAUCACUGUUUCAGUUGUGUCCUAUCACUGGAAAUUUAACUUGACUGUCAUGUUUUUGUCCAAAUCCUUUGAUUAUACCGUAUUGUUGCCACAUUCAUGUACUCACUCCCCAUUCAAUUUUAAUUUUCACUGAUAAUUGUAAGUCCCCAUAAUGCUUACUAAUAUCCUACAAUGUUUGCUUUCAUUCUCAUCUGUGAACCAUAGUGUGUUCGCUUCCAGCAUCCCCUUUCUCUCGUUUUUCAGCAGUGCCUGUGUCACUACAAGUUUCUCAUUGCUCAUAUUUUGUUCUUAUUGUGUUCUGCUUGUGGUGAUGACACUUGAUCUUCUCUGUUCUGCUCCCAAAGGACAUCUGGCCUCUAAUGGCAAAAUGUUGUUAACAGAGUAGGUGCUGAUAUAUUUACCUAUUGCUGGGUCUGUAUAAUGGUGUUUCGGAGUGUAAAAAGGGCAAUUGGCUCUUGACAUGGAUACUUAUUCAGUGUUAAUGGUUAUGUGAACACGGAAAUAGAAUAUUUUUGUAAAAGUGUGUGAUUUGUGUGACGAGUAAAGGUAUUUUACCCUUAUGUGAAAUUCUGUUGAAUACCAUACUAAAAAUUUGUUUAAAAAAAAAAAAAAUAGCAGCCAAAGCUUUGCAUGAAAUUCAUUGAGUCUUGAUGUACCCUGAGUUGCCAAGGUAAUUAAAUUUCUCUUAAUGACA